AAAUCAUAACUCUAAUAUUGCCACUAGGUGGGUCGAGUAUAAAGCGUUCUCCUGUGAAUACUCCCAGUCAAGGGAAAAAGUGAUUGUUUAAGUGAACCAAGUGAUUUUUAUCAGAACUAAGAGUUGGAUAGAUAGAUAUCAUGGACGGGGCUGUCAAAUCUGAAGGAAAAAAGAGAGAGGGGAGAAAUAAGUUCUCUGCACAUAUUGUGAGGAAAACACGAAAGCCGACCAGGUAUAACGCUGAGUACCCUACAGACCUGGAUAUCUUGGAGCAUGAUGAGCACGAUCUUAACUCCUCAAAUUCACCCGACACCCAGAUCAACCCAUCCAACCAGUCCCUCCACCCGGAGAACAAGUCAAACCUCUCCGUCCAGUCCAACAAAUCCAAGAAAUCCAUCAUAAUAUCCAAACCAAUGAACUCGGGAAACACGGAGAGGAAUGCGUCCAACCUAACCCCGGAGCCACCUAGGAUCCUAGAACCCGGAGAUAGGCCUGGUAGAACAAGUCGCAGCUCAGGAACCAGUAACCAGGAAAAGAGUUCCGUCACAGUGUUCCAACAUCCGGAUGCUCCGUUCCUAAAAAUAACAAUCCCAAGGCCAGCCAACUCGGAACGUUCCAAAUCUGUCAGAGAAAUGUGUGAAAGUAUUGAGUCAAGUGGAUCACCAAAACUCUCUUUAAGAAUGCCUCGACCCACGGAACCAAGAAAUGGGGGCAACCUUGCCCCACCCCGCCUUGAGCCUCACAAAUCCAGAUCCCUCACACCGCCGAGGAAUAGACCGCCGAUUCCGCCGAGCUCUCCUAGGAACGGAUCUACCGGAGAAAAGACGACCGUUCCUUGUGAUUCUAGUUCCAGUUCCAGGACAGAGAAACCCAACCUAAGCUCAGGUGUGGCUGCCCUGUACCAACGCGCAACUGAUCUAAGAUCUAGUUUAGAUCUGCAUGAAUCCAGCUCCCUCCCCUCCUCCCUCCCCUCCACACCACAGAAUCCCAGGAAAAUAGGGUUAAGCACGCUGACCCCUCCAACAAGCAGGAAGAUUGGGUCUUGUGUAUCUCCACACACCUCUCCGUAUUCAUCAAAGAUUGAUAUCUCUUGCACUGCUCCGAUUCAAAUCUCCGUGAAACCGUUCCAGUUCUCCACUCAGAGAAACUCUGAUCCUACUCCGUCCUUUCCUAAAUCCACAUCCACGCGUUCAUCUCUCUUCAACUCCGCCACGCCCACCACCCUUCUCUCCACCCCUACCACGCCCUCGUCCCGCCCUGUUUCUCCGGGACCCUUCACGAGUAAGCUGAGAUCAGGGAGUAGAACCCGCUCCCCACAGAGAGAGGGGAGUAGAAAUCACUCCCCCUCCCCUGACAGGGGGAGACAGGGUGGGGGGUUAUGUGUUCCUGAGGUAGCGAACAGGAGAGGAGUGUCCCCCACCCCCUUGGGGAACCUGAAGAAAGAUAGAGUUGAAACAGGUGAGUUAUCUGGAAUUCAGGCCUGCUGUGAACCAGUAAAGUAAACUACAUGUUUUGGAAUACAAGUUUUCAUGUUUAUAUUUUUUUAGAAGAAAAAAACUGAUCAAUUCAUGUCUAGAUUUUCUUGUUGUCUUUAAUCAAAUUAAAUUAAUUCAAAAUCUGCAUUAAAAAAACAUCAUGCCCCCCCCCCUUCUCCAGCAAUUCCACCUUCCCUCACAUCACAACCCUAAUUCAGUAAUCAUUCUCCC
Eurytemora carolleeae is the source of this 1706-nucleotide messenger RNA. Its product is annotated as putative protein TPRXL. NCBI's taxonomy places the organism in Eukaryota, Metazoa, Arthropoda, Copepoda, Calanoida, Temoridae. The transcript is spliced from 8 exons. Bases 141 to 1502 code for a protein of 453 amino acids. The record is from RefSeq and is a predicted model, not a curated record.